AUGCUAAUCGAAUUCGACGAAACAUGUAGAUGCAUCGGUCUUGAGCUGAGUCUGCGAAGGACGAUGUUCAUGCGUAACGGAUGGAUCUCGGAUGGCCCAUUCACGCUCAAGGGAACGAACAUAACAUGCCACCGCCUACGUUUAUCUGGGUCGGGAAAUGAACAUCAUGAACUACCUGACCCCCGAGCUGAGCAUGAGGAGACGAGCGGCUUAGAGAGCAUCGAGGAUGUAGUGAAGAAGACCAAGAACACCCUGCUGCUCACCUCCUAA
Molecule: messenger RNA, 270 nt
Organism: Necator americanus (New World hookworm)
Lineage: Eukaryota; Metazoa; Nematoda; Chromadorea; Rhabditida; Ancylostomatidae
Exons: 1
Coding region: 1-270 (89 amino acids)
Source: RefSeq, a predicted model, not a curated record